AUGGGCAAGGUCCGCUCCUUCUCCCGCAGCGGCAAGAACGUGGGCGCCGGUGCCCAGGCAGGCGCGUCCUCGCGUCUCUCCUCGUCCGGCCUCUGCGAUGAGCGCGCCGCCCUCCCCCCAUCCUCCGCGUCGGCCGAGCACGAGACGGAGCGUGUCUUCCGCAAGUUCGACUCCAGCGGCGACGGCCGGAUCUCGUGGCCCGACCUUGCGGCGCUGUUUGAGAGCGUGGGCUACACGGCCAGCGGCCACCGAUGA
This is a messenger RNA of Miscanthus lutarioriparius, 255 nucleotides long. The record is from the annotation of a GenBank genome assembly. Lineage: Eukaryota; Viridiplantae; Streptophyta; Magnoliopsida; Poales; Poaceae.